UUCGUAGUGGUUACUUUGAUUCAUGUCAUCAGGAUGCCUGACAAUAAAGAUCUUUCACUUGGAUUACUACCUCUCUCCACCGAUAGAUUUGCUAGAUAUGAAUUAUUCAAGUUUCUCAGGAAGAUUUUCAAGCCGUAUGCCAGUUAUUCGAGUGUAUGGUACAGCUUCUACAGGUCAGAAAAUCUGUUGUAAUGUACAUGGAGUUUUGCCGUAUUUUUACGUUGACCUGCCAACUUAUGAGUUGGGUGGCGGUGACUUUGUUCGGUCGUUUGUCUUCAGUCUUGAAAAAUCUAUUCGUACCAAGCUGAACAACUAUAAUAUGAAAGAUAUGUACAUUUUCGAUGCUUCAGUGGUGUCUGGUCUUUCUAUAUAUGGAUAUCAUGAUACAGAAAGACCCUUUAUCAAGUUGUACCUUGUGGAUCCUGCUAUAGUGACUGUCUGUUCUGAAAUAUUACAAAGUGGUGCUGUGUUAAAUCGUGUAUUUCAAACUUAUGAAACGCAUAUCCCAUACUUGCUACAGUUUUGUGUGGAUUAUAAUCUGUACGGCAUGAAUUUGCUAUAUGCAGGAUAUUUUAAAUUUCGUACAUCUGAUUAUAUAAAUUUCCCAUCAUUGCUGAAAAAUUCAGAAAAUAUGUGGAGUCCUUCAAAACUCAACUCAGAACAUUUAUUACAACCAAAAUGUGCUCCUAAAUACACUAGUAUGGAAUUGGAAGUUGAUAUAUCUGCAUGGGAUAUUCUGAAUCGUCGAGAGCUUGGAAUUAAUCCUUCUAUAAAUCCUGGUCUUGAAGCUAUGUGGACUGAAGAAGAAAUGCGUCGAAUCUCAAAAUUUGAUAAGUCUGAAAAUUUUCCAAAAAUGCCAACUGCAAAUGAAUUAUUACCAUGUGAUGAACAAAACAUCGAAGUUAGUCUAUCAGCCAGUGAAUCGAAGUAUCUUUCUCAAUGGACUGUUCUUCUUCAACAAUACACAAUUUCACAAAGUCAACAAGAUGAUAAUUUAACAGAUAUAGGUCAGAAAAUCUGUUGUAAUGUACAUGGAGUUUUGCCGUAUUUUUACGUUGACCUGCCAACUUAUGAGUUGGGUGGCGGUGACUUUGUUCGGUCGUUUGUCUUCAGUCUUGAAAAAUCUAUUCGUACCAAGCUGAACAACUAUAAUAUGAAAGAUAUGUACAUUUUCGAUGCUUCAGUGGUGUCUGGUCUUUCUAUAUAUGGAUAUCAUGAUACAGAAAGACCCUUUAUCAAGUUGUACCUUGUGGAUCCUGCUAUAGUGACUGUCUGUUCUGAAAUAUUACAAAGUGGUGCUGUGUUAAAUCGUGUAUUUCAAACUUAUGAAACGCAUAUCCCAUACUUGCUACAGUUUUGUGUGGAUUAUAAUCUGUACGGCAUGAAUUUGCUAUAUGCAGGAUAUUUUAAAUUUCGUACAUCUGAUUAUAUAAAUUUCCCAUCAUUGCUGAAAAAUUCAGAAAAUAUGUGGAGUCCUUCAAAACUCAACUCAGAACAUUUAUUACAACCAAAAUGUGCUCCUAAAUACACUAGUAUGGAAUUGGAAGUUGAUAUAUCUGCAUGGGAUAUUCUAAAUCGUCGAGAGCUUGGAAUUAAUCCUUCUAUAAAUCCUGGUCUUGAAGCUAUGUGGACUGAAGAAGAAAUGCGUCGAAUCUCAAAAUUUGAUAAGUCUGAAAAUUUUCCAAAAAUGCCAACUGCAAAUGAAUUAUUACCAUGUGAUGAACAAAACAUCGAAGUUAGUCUAUCAGCCAGUGAAUCGAAGUAUCUUUCUCAAUGGACUGUUCUUCUUCAACAAUACACAAUUUCACAAAGUCAACAAGAUGAUAAUUUAACAGAUAUAGAAUCAUCUAUUCCAAACGAUGACUACGUUUCUAAAUGGCUUGAAUGCAGUUUUACCGAGGAUGAUGAUGAGACUAUUGGCGAAGAAGAAGAAGACAAGGAAGACGAAGAGAAAGACAUCGAAGGCUACAAAGGCAAUCUGACUAUUGAAGCCAAUGAUGCUGAUGAUGCUGAGGAUGAGACGAUUUCUGUUCAACUAACUCAAGAAUCACUUGUGUUGAAAACUUUUGUAGAAAAUACAGCCACUACUACUGCGACUAUUGCUACCCCUCGUCCUGCACCACCAACGACAACUGAAAAUAAAUCCUCGGCUAGUUUCACUACAAUCAGUUCAACUGGUCUACAAGAAUUAUAUCGUCUAGCCAGUGCUACAGAAGAAUAUGAUGCAUGGGUACCAAACAGUGAACAAUUGGAUCAGUUGCAUAAUCACUUAGAAUGUACAUCAAAACUGCAUGCAUUGCAGCCGCCAUCAUCAUCGUCAUCAGUGAAUUUAACUAAACUUGAGUAUUCACAACAGUUGUUGGUAAAUACUCAUAAUAAUAGUAUUAAUGCUGGCUGGACAAGUAGUCCUAUUGAUCUGCUUGAAGUUAAACCAUCUGAUAAUGUUUCCAGUGAAGAUUUGCUAUGGACUAGUCAACAUGCAAUUGUACAACCACUACAAACAACGACUAUUACCGAUGCUAACCGAGAAGAAUCGCAUAAUAAUAAUGAUGAUGAUGUUGGCGAUGAAGACACGCUGAUUACAAAUGCUACACAAUGUGCUAUAUCUUUUGUAUGCAAUCAGUUGGAUAAUACACAUAAAUCGAUAGUUGGCGCUUAUUUGACUACAGUACAUGAAACACAUGGCGAUGACAAUGAUGAUGAACAGUGUAUGUCUCAACCGAGUGGAUUUAUUGAUGUGAAUCCUGAGGAAAUGUUUAAUAUGCCAGUUAGUCAAAAUAAUAAUAAUAAUAAGGAAUCGUCGUCAGUAGCGUAUGAUUGUUGGGAUGAAAUGUCUGAUGAUCUAUUCCUCACUUAUUUAGAUGAUUCUUAUGAUGCUGAUUAUAUUCCAUGCCAAGAGUUGAAGUCAAUCAAUGAAGAAAAUGAAGACGUCGAUGCUGCUGAUGGCGAUGUUGAUGACGACGACGACGUAUUCCACUUACAUUCUACUCCUGUACAAGAUGAUACAGGGAAUAAACAGUUGCCACUAAUAGAAGGUGAUCAUAACGAUGGUGAUGAUGAUGUUGAUGAUGGUGGAGGGGGUGGCGGUUGUUCACUGUCUGAUUCACUUUUACUUCUGUCAUCACCACCACCACCACAACCACUCAUCAGAUUAUCUCAUGACGAUGACGAGGUGGAUGAUUACGCUACAAAAGAAUCUGUACAACAACACAGACAAGAAGAACAACAACAACCAUGUCUUAGUGCUGUUAGCAGUGGUAUUGACAAGUCGAAAUCAAACUCAUCUGAACCUCUUUUAGAUAUGGAUAAUAUUUCAGAGAUACUUUUUGAUUCAUGGUCUUCUGAAAGUGAUACUUCAUUGCCAAGUAAUCGUGUACCACAAGUUGAUGGUAAUAUGGAUUCAAGUUGUACAGAUGGUGACAAUGAGAAGAAGGAUACAUCUUCAAAUACUGUUGAUGGUGUUAAACCGGCGAGAAAACGUCGUAGACUUGGUUUACGUUUGCCUAGACGAGAAUCUGGCACAAGUCAGACAGGAACAACACAAAAUACAGAAAAUAUGACUCUUUCAUCUCCUACCAGCCGCUUGUCUACCUCUAUAUCAGCAUCAAUGAAUCUUUUUCCAGUUGAUAUAUCAACUCCAAUCUGUGGAAGAAGAAGAGACCAAUGUCUGUCGGAUAAUAAUAAUUCUACGAUAGGAGAUUUUUCACCGUCAGUCAGUGUAAACUCUACACCAAAGCCUGGAAUUUCAGUAUCUGAGUGUUUGCCAAGCACUAGUUAUUCAAAUCCUGUUGUCAUCCUUGAACGUAUACCGUCUCCGUCGACAUCACCUCUGACAAAUACUGAACCAUUACCUUAUCAAUCUAAAAAACGUUCAACACCAAGAGAAGAAUUCAAUGAUCUUGAAGAGACAAUCUUAACCUGUAUACAUACUGAGACUUCACAGAUGGCGACGAUGACAAUGAUAGAUUCAGUGGUACCCACGGCUGAAGAACCAGUCUUCUCAUCAUUUCAUUAUGAUUUUUCAGAUCUAACCUAUUGUUCACCAAAUACUUCGAGCAGCAGUCAAUAUCCAGGUCGGUUAAGUUUGUAUUCACAGACUCAAUUAUCCUUGGCAGUCGAUACUAGCCCAACAGCGACAACAACUGCUAAUACUGGUAAUAUUCCUGAUGCUAUUGAUGAUAAUCAGUCAGCCGAAUUGCUGUCACCAUUGCCGUCGCCGUCGCCACCACCACCACCACGGAGGCCGCCAGUUAGACGUCCUCCAUGCGCUCCGUCAUUUUGGCGUCCAGUACAUUCACCGCCUCGACUGAAAGUUGUAAAUGAUUGGCUUGAAAAGUUCAAGGCAUUAAAGGAGGAUAAUAAACUGUCAACUAUAUUGGAUAAUAACGAAGAAGAGGGUGAUGAAGAAGAAGAAGAGGAGGAUGAGGAAGAGGGGGGAGAUAAUUCCUCUAAUAAUAACCAAUCAGAAUUAAGUGCAGAGAGAGAUAAGUCAGCCUCAUUGUCGAAUGAAUUAUUUCAGCAGGAGACAUCAGAUAAAAUACUGAACUCCACUCAUCAUCAUCAUCAUCAUCCUUCUUCAGUUGACAGUAUAGUGAAGACACUUUCCAGCGGACAGAAUCACUCACAAGGUUGCAGUAUGAAAAAUGUAUCAGCUGAUGAAUCUUUUUCAAAUACUCGACAAUCAACCAUUGGCUCUGUCAGUCUUUUAUAUCAGACAGCUAACGAUCGUUGUUAUUCAUCAAUUCAGGUUGAUCACACCACUGUCGCUAGCUUAGAAUUACACUGUCGUAGUCGUCUUACAAAGUCAUCAACUGUUGGUGCCCCCACUGCUACAGCAGCAACAACAACGACGAACGAUUUCACCAUGUCAACAUCAAAGUACACAAAGCCAUCCAGUAAUUAUCAAUCGAAAUGUGGUUUAAUCCCAGAUCCUAAUUUCGACCCGAUUCAAGUGGCUUGUUUGAGUUUUUCGCAUCCUCAACAAAUACCUACUUCAACUGCCACUACUACUACUACUGCUACUGCAACACCAACAGAAACAUCUGGUAAACAAAUUCGUUACACAAAUUUAUUUGUACUAAUUCUCCUAUCAGAAUUAUCCGGUGUCAAUGAAACGACAGUGUCGUCAUUUAGGCAAUUACCGCCGAAAUAUUUGCAUGGAUUAACUAAUAAUGGUUAUGGCAGGAGGCGGAGGAAACGCAACCUGAUCCCGUGUAUCAUUUGGUGUACAACGGAAUGGAAUCUGAUUUCAUGGAUUGUUUAUCUCAUUCAAACAUUUAAUCCUGAAAUACUGAUUGGUUAUGAUGUAGAGCGUUAUUCAUGGGGUUAUUUAGUUGAUCGUGCAAAUCACUUUGGACGUCGAACAAUAACUCGAGAAUUAUCACGUUUAGCAUCAGAUAUUAUCAACUGUCCACAUUGUCACCAGUGUAUUAAUGAAUGUAUUAAACUGGUGCAUACAAUGAUUGGAAUUAUGACCACUAGUGGUCCUACUACUAAUACUACUACUACAACUGAACACUGUUCACCAAAACAUUUUGAUACACAAGAAUUUAUGAAUAGUAUACAACAUCGUUGCAAUUGUCCAUGUAAUCCGUUGUAUUCUUCAACAAUGGCAAGUAAAUAUAACAGUCAUUCGACUGCUACCACCAACUCAACUUCUUCUUCUUCUUCUACGCCUACGAAUAAUCCACGUGUUGUAUGGCCAUGUGGUCCAGGUGCUGGCCGUACUGGCGGUUUAUUUCCUUGUCCUGGACGAGUUGUUCUAUGCUUUUGGAGGAUACUGAUGCAUGAAAUUAGCUUAUAUGAAUAUAGUUUGGAGACUGUUGUACGUGAACUGCUAAAGGAGUAUAUGCCGUGUUAUACAUUUGGACAAUUGAAUGAAUGGUACAGUAAUAUUAACGGAACGAAUCGUUGGCGUACAGUAGAUUAUUGGAUACAUCGAUCUAUUGUGAACUUGCGAUUACUGAAUACCUUAGAUUUAAUUGGUCGUACAAGUGAAUUUGCCCGUGUAUUUGGUAUUGAAUUCUAUCAUGUGUUAUCUCGUGGUUCACAGUAUCGUGUGGAGUCUCUCCUGUGUCGAAUAGCCAAACAAUUCAAUUUUCUCCUGCCAAGUCCAACUGUAACACAACGUGCACAUCAACGUGCUCCUGAAGCUAUCCCGUUAAAUCUAGAACCGGAAAGUGUACUAUUCAUCGAUGGUCCUGUUGCAGUGCUAGACUUUCAAUCUUUAUAUCCAUCUAUUAUCAUUGCAUAUAAUUAUUGUUAUUCUACAAUACUUGGGCAUAUAUCUUGUCUCCUACAAGGUGAUAACUCAGUAUUCAAUCUUGGUUGUCUAACACAUUCUCUUCCAUCUGGUCUAAUACAGAAAAUUGGUCAAGAAGUCAAUAUCUCCCCAAGUGGUAUUGUAUUUGUUAAAAAAUCAAUCAGAGAAGGCAUUCUACCACGUAUGUUGAAACAACUUCUUACAACACGUCUAAUGGUAAAAGAUUCAAUUAAACUCUACAAGUCAGAUAAGUGUUUGAACCGACUAUUGGAUGCACGUCAAUUGGGUUUAAAAUUAAUGGCCAACGUGACCUUUGGUUAUACAGCUGCCAGUUUCUCUGGUCGUAUGCCGUGUGUAGACCUUGGUGAUAGUAUUGUACACAAAGCAAGAGAAACAUUGGAACAGGCUAUUGAACUGGUUAACAGUGGACAAAUCGCUUUACCGGAGAGUUGUAACGGCCUUCCAACCCCCCGUGUUGUCUAUGGGGAUACAGAUAGUUUAUUUAUCCAUUUGAAAGGUUAUGGUAAAUUGGAAGCGUUUGAAGCUUCAUAUAGAAUAGCUGAAGUGAUCACAUCGAAGAAUCCUGUACCGAUUAAGCUGAAAUUUGAAAAGAUUUAUUACCCUUGUCUUCUAGAGGCUAAAAAACGUUAUGUUGGUUAUGCUUAUGAAAGCCUUAAUCAAACAGAGCCUGUAUUUGAUGCUAAAGGGAUAGAAACGGUGCGGAAAGAUAGUUGUCCGUUUGUAGGAAGAAUACUUGAAGAAUGUUUCAAACUUUUAUUCAAUCAUUUCACUAUUCCACAAUGUGUGAAAAACAAUGAUGAUGGUGCUGAUGACGAUGAGUUCAAGGAUUCGUUAAAUGCGCCUACAGGAUAUCAGUCGAUAGAUAAAAGUUUAAAAUUAGCCGAAUAUAAUCUCAGGAGUAAAAUUCAACAAUUCGCUUAUCGUUUAAUCCACGGGAGAAUACCAUUCCAUGAGUGUAUUAUAACCAGGCCGUAUUGGGGACUAACAGCCUAUAAAGCAGGAACAUUCUCUCCGGCAUUACAAGUGGCUAGACGUCUCCUGUCUCUGGAUCCACGCAGUGAACCAUUACGUGGUGAACGUGUUGUCUAUUUCAUUGCAGCUGGUCGUUCAGAUCAAGCCUUAUUAUCUUGUGUUCGAAGUUUACACGAAAUCCAUCCAUCGAUAUGGAUUACAGGAAAGUCGAGUGCAUCACGUCGUUUGUUGGCACCACGUCUCAAUUAUGGUUAUUAUCUGGAUAAACAAUUUAUACCGCCUAUUGAAAGGAUGACACAAGUGAUUGGAUGGAGAGUUCGUAAUUGGUUAUCAGAUCUUCCGCGUUCUUCAGCAUUUAAACAUCAUCGUUAUGUUUUAAACUCAGGACCAUCUUCUGCCUCUCAGCGUCGUUUCACAAAUCUUGGCUCUCCAUCAUCAUCAACAUUCAGUCUGUCUCCAUCUUCAUCGCAGAUGAAUUUCACUACAGGCCUACAGCAUAAACGUUGUCGCCGACCGUCAGCGCUUAUGCGUGCUUUUGUUGCACAAAUACCACAAAUUUGUCCCAGCUGUGAAUCAUUGGUGCCAAAUACUAGUUCAACUGACCAGCUGGGACAUUGUAGAACUUGUAUUCAUGGGAAUAGUAAAUUAAUGAAUAUUGGAGUGAUAAAACUCGGUUGUGCAAUAAAUCAUAUCCAGUCUCAACUGAAUCGGCUGGAAACAAUUUGUACAUAUUGUACAGUGAAUCGUGGCAUCCUCUGUGAUACUAUUUGGUUGUGUAAUAAUUUCAACUGCCCAGUGAACAGUAAACGCUUGCUGGCAUCAGCUGAUGUAGCCAUGUUGUGGACACGUUACAGUAAAUGUUUGAAUUCUCAAAUAGACACUGUAAAUUCAUGGUAG
Trichobilharzia szidati is the source of this 8152-nucleotide messenger RNA. NCBI's taxonomy places the organism in Eukaryota, Metazoa, Platyhelminthes, Trematoda, Strigeidida, Schistosomatidae. The record is from the annotation of a GenBank genome assembly.